AUGAGUGAAAGUGAAAAAGACACGAUACCAGAAACCUUUGUGUCUCGCAAGAGCAAAAUCCUCGCAGAGCUCUCCAUCCCAGAUGCCGAGUACACAGACCUUUCACCCAAGGGCUCGGUCGACGAAGGCAUCCGCGAUCUCAUCCGCGACAUUAACGCACUCCCAGGCCUGGUCACAACGAGCAGCUGCGCUGGACGAAUCAGCGUCUUCCUGGAGGGGAGGAAGAGCAAACCCCAACCUCAACAAGCACCACUUGGACAGAACGAGUCGUUCAACGAACCACAAAGACAGUUCGUGCCCUCGGGGGGCAAAGGGGCAGGAAAAUGGCUGUUUGUGUCCCACGAGCCUUUGAAGGAGGAUGCCGUCCCCCUUGGAUCUGUAUCUGGAUCUGAAUCUGGUCGACCGGAAGAGACGAAGCCGACUAGGUCGUUGUGUGAACGGUUUGGCUUGGAGCCAGGCGAUGGGAAGCCUCCGGGGAUGAACCAACAAGGCCGAGCCCCGCGUCUGGUGCGCUUCCAUUUCGAGCCGAUGAUUUUGCAUAUUAUGACGGCUACGCUCCAUCACGCCCACCCUGUCUUAUCUGCCGCCUCGGCCUCUGGCUUCCGCGAGAGUGGCCUGCAAAGUCUCCGCUGCCUGGAUGCCGAAGAUGGUCCGAGUCCGAUUGUCGCUGUGCGCUCGGCAGGUCUCUCGCUGGAGUCGGUGAUCGGGUACUGCGAAGAGGGUGAUGAUGACAAUGAAGACCUCGCGGAUAGCGAACCCGUUAUUCGAAGUCUCGUGACGGAGGAGUAUCUGCAGAUGUUAGUGGCGAUGUCGAAUGAGCGAUUCUCGGUCAACACGGAGCGGAAAGAGCGAUUCCGCUCAAGUAUGCUGGAUCUGUGUGCGGCGGCUCAUUCGCGCGGUGCGAAGACGAAAGGCAAGGCGAAGGGUUCUGCGGAUUGGGAGGAUCCGGAAAAGCGGAGGGAGAGAAAGAAGGCAGAAGGUUUGUGGAGGAAGAAGCAGCUUGAGGAGCAGAAAAAGAAGGAAGAGCAAGAAGGUGCUCAAGGAGAUGUAGAUAUGAGCUAA
Aspergillus steynii IBT 23096 is the source of this 1062-nucleotide messenger RNA. Its product is annotated as tRNA wybutosine-synthesizing 3 family protein. The record is from RefSeq and is a predicted model, not a curated record. Gene Ontology annotation, molecular function: tRNA methyltransferase activity. The transcript is spliced from 2 exons. Gene Ontology annotation, cellular component: cytoplasm. Gene Ontology annotation, biological process: tRNA methylation. The coding region runs from base 1 to 1062 and encodes 353 amino acids. Lineage: Eukaryota; Fungi; Ascomycota; Eurotiomycetes; Eurotiales; Aspergillaceae.